Molecule: messenger RNA, 3747 nt
Organism: Oryzias latipes (Japanese medaka)
Lineage: Eukaryota; Metazoa; Chordata; Actinopteri; Beloniformes; Adrianichthyidae
Gene: mnta
Product: MAX network transcriptional repressor a
Biological process (GO): regulation of transcription by RNA polymerase II
Molecular function (GO): protein dimerization activity; RNA polymerase II cis-regulatory region sequence-specific DNA binding; DNA-binding transcription factor activity, RNA polymerase II-specific
Source: RefSeq, a predicted model, not a curated record
GGAGGAGAAGAGGGGGGGGUCCUGUUGCCCUAUUUUCCAGCUUUGGACCGGGGACCUCUCUCCCUGUGAAGCUGCACUCGCUGUCCUGGUUUUCUCAGAGAAAUUCAGCGUUUCUCUCUUACAGGACAGAAAUGAGCAUCGAAACGCUCCUGGAAGCUGCCAAGUUUUUGGAACUGCAAGCCCAGCAACAACAGAAGACACGUGAGGAAGAUCUUAAGGAAAAGCUGUGUCUGCAGAAGAAGACAGAGUUCAGGCUCUGGGACGUCAACUACAACUCCACAAAUCACAUCAACAAUGUCUCCAAAGUGGAGGAGCGUCGCACAGAGUGCCGCCCGGUACCUGCCCCACCCUCUGUGCCUGUCUCCGUAAUCCCCAUCCCCGUGGUCACUCCCAACCCCUUAGGCUCUCUCCCUCUGCCUGUUGCCACGCUUUCACCGCCGGCUGCUCCUCCACUCGCGUCCCCAAAGAGAGACCCUCAGUCCCCGCAGGAGCAAAGUGCCGCAGUUCUGCUCUGCUCCUCCCAACCCAAGGCUGACCUCCCGCCCUCCACGGUGACCGGCAACCACAGCCGGCUGAUUCAGGACCACCACCAACACCCCCAGCUCAUCGCCCAAGCUGACAACACUAAAGUGCACCAGCAGACGCACCAAGCCCUGCUUCAGAACUAUCCCGGCCCGAUCGUCUCCACCCCAAAGGAGCUCGCUCUGCUCCCUCCCACAGGGCCUGUGUUUCAGCCCUCUCCCCUUCAGAACGGCCCCAUCAGCCGGGGCAGUCCUCCCGAUGAUGGCCGCCAGCUGGACUAUAAGAAAAGGCCUGGGGGGGCAGGCACAAGAGAAGUACACAACAAGCUGGAGAAAAACAGACGGGCGCACCUGAAGGAGUGCUUCGAAACGCUCAAGAAAAACGUCCCAAACAUCGACGAGAAGAAAACCUCCAACCUGAGUGUCCUGAGGAGUGCACUGAGAUACAUCCAGACGUUGAAGCGCAAGGAGAAGGAAUACGAACAUGACAUGGAGAGACUGGCCAGAGAGAAGAUUGCCACACAACAGCGGCUAGCAGACCUGAAGAACGAGCUGAGCCAGUGGAUGGACGUGAUCGAGAUCGAGCGUGUCGUCCGACAGACCGUGCAGCCAGAGGAAGACCAGGUGUCCACUUCCACAGCCUCAGAGGGUGAAGACAUUCUGGACGAAGACAUGGAAGAAGAGGCUGCACAAAGACCACACACUGCCUUACCCGCUCUGCCUCACAACAUGAAACCUGAGCUGCUCAAGACUGCCACGCACAUCCAGCCUCCCGCCCCGACACCCACUCCCUCCAUCAUCUCUCAUCACAACUCCAUCCAGAACAAAGUCCCCCUGCUCCAGGCGCAGACGCUUCUCGCAACUCCCCCCCAGCCGCCCUUGAAGCCCGCAGCCUCGUUCACCCUCGCAGCCCCUACAUCAGGCAUGGUCACUGCAGGUCAGCCCAUAAUCCCCCCCCAGGCUCAGAUGGCAACCCCACCCAGCGUGCAUCCAACUGUCAUUGCCCACGCGUCAGUGUCCCACCCUUCAGUCAUCCAAGCAGUGAAUCACGUCAUCCACGCGGGGGGCCCGAAACAUGUCGCCCAGCUGGCCCCCUCCACAACCACUAGUUCUGUGCAGUUGACCCCCAGUCACCAGCCCAUCGGACAUAUCACUGUGCACCCUGUGGCUCACCUCAGCCAACACAUAUCUGCCCUGUACCCCCAACAGAUAUCUGUCACACAGCCAGCGGUGGUGGGUCAUAUCACUUCCACGCUGAACCACCCCCACCCUCAGGUGAACGGCACUGUCCCUCCCCAAGCAGCUGCCACCAUUGUAGGAAAGCAGGCAGCUGUAAGCGCCCAAAUGAUGGCACACCCCUCGCAGCUGGUGGGACAGACAGUGCUCAACCCCGUGACAAUGGUGACUAUGUCAUCAUUUCCCAUCAGCACUCUGAAGCUCACCUGAACACUGCCAGGAGGUGCUCCUAGGCGACAACGCCACACCGACCAGAGGAACUCCCCGCUCUGAUCCGGCCGUUAAACAUAGUGCACCAAAUCUGUGGGAUUUGAAGAGUUUGAUGGUCAUUCAGAACAGGGCAGCAGGCCCAGAGCUGGAACAGUCCUAAGAUCCGACGCAAACGCCUGCCAGCACCAGCCAAAGCUUGCUGACCACAGUGUCCUGAAUUAGAGAUAAAGCGGGCGGUGUCGUGUUAUGUGCACAGAUGAGCGGUUCUAGUCAUUAAAUGCUAUCUAGAUAAAACUAUAGUUCUGACGACCCAAGGCUAAGAGUGUCUCACACAGGAAAACAUUUUGCACUGACUCUUAAAAAGGCUGUGUAGGUUUUAGGAGAGCUGGACCUCCAGCAGACUGAGAAUGUGAUUUAGUGGAGCUCCUCCUCUCCAGCAGCAGCAGCAGCAGCACAUGCUGCCAGGCUGGAGUUAAACCCCGGACCGAACUCACCUCUGCCCCGGAGCGGCAGUCUUCAGGGUUCUGUGCACACUGCAACAGCUCCCCCUUCUGCCUGAAGCGGCUCCUCAUGAUAAAGAAACACUGAUGGAUAGAAAAUACAGGAAAUUAAUAAUGUGCAACUUUGUCUGGUUUUGGUUUCUGACAAUCAAUUUUUUUGGACAAUAUCAAUAUUUGUUCUUUUAAACAAACUUGUGAAGUCUAGCAGAAUGCAGUCCUUUUUUUUUUACACAGCUGCUAUUUAGGUUUAAAUCAUUUUACCAAAUAAGAUCUAUUUGCAUCGAUGGAAUAUAAACGCGAGCUAAGUCCUGGGUUUACAUAAAGAGGUCCACAAAGUUUAGUAAAGUACGUUUCUUUGCAGAUGAUAGUUGGGUGUGUGUCUGCAUGCUGUGAAUGCAUGCUGUGGUGUUGUUCAUGUUGUGCUACCUUAAACUCAGAACUCAAACUCGUGCUUUGUGCUGGAAGCCCUGGGUCUGCGUAUGACUGUGGCAAAGGUUUUGAAGGAUUUAAGCGGGGUGCAGAGAGACUUUUAACAGUUCAUGUUUAACUUUCAGAGCAUCCUUUAUCAAAGCUAGCACUGUGAACCUUUUCUGCCGUCUCCUUGCAGGUGACGCAGCACUUAGCCGGACAGCAAUACGCUGUGCUCUCCUGAAUGAAUCUGAAUGUACUGAUGUCUGACAGGAUGUGGAGCAGAGCACUCCAGAUGAAAAUGAAAAUGACAUUAUUAUAGUAACAUUUACAAGAUUUUCUAUUUAUAAUUUUAAUGUUGCUUGUUUCUGAAUACUGAUGUUUAAUGUAAAAUUUAUCCUCCCCCCCCCAUUGUUGGGACCAUGUAUAGUGCUGUGUAAGAAGAGGUAACAUGAGAGACCUCUUCCCUUUAUUAAUUUGAAACUCAGCUACUUCAGAUUAUAUUCAGCCCUUACAUUUUAACAUUUUGUUUUAAUGCAAUACUGAAGCAGGGAUUGUGGGUAUUUUGUUUUUGUUUGUUUCUUGUGGGAACCCCCCCCCCCCCCUGUCAGAUUUUGUGCUAAAGAUUGUGGGACGUCACAUUUUCCAACGAUUUCAGCAAAACUCAUGUUUAAAAGUCAAACAGGGAUAAAUAUACUUGAAGAAGUAAGUUUACUUGUGUGUUUUCCCUAUGGAGAAAGUUCAAGGUGUAUAUAGCCUGUAAAUGUUGGGCUGCAUAUAGAUAUAACUGUAUCAUCUAAAGAGAUUGGAGAUAAUUUCAAUUUUAAAAUCUAUUAAAAAAGAGACUUAAUAAAUUGUUUUAUGUUUACACA